This is a messenger RNA of Gorilla gorilla gorilla (western lowland gorilla), 8406 nucleotides long. It is a transcript of the gene GSK3B, whose product is annotated as glycogen synthase kinase 3 beta. Gene Ontology annotation, molecular function: beta-catenin binding; ATP binding; tau-protein kinase activity. The coding region runs from base 1624 to 2925 and encodes 433 amino acids. The record is from RefSeq and is a predicted model, not a curated record. The transcript is spliced from 12 exons. Gene Ontology annotation, cellular component: axon; nucleus; glutamatergic synapse. Gene Ontology annotation, biological process: regulation of microtubule cytoskeleton organization; regulation of neuron projection development; cell differentiation. Lineage: Eukaryota; Metazoa; Chordata; Mammalia; Primates; Hominidae.
GCUUUCUUCUCCCCACCUUGGAGAGGGAGGGGAAGUCCUGACUGGCCAGACUGUCCUCGGAAGCCCCCUUCUCUUCACCAAUCACCGAAGGAGGUACGCUCCCAGCGGAGUUUUCCAGCCAAUCACAAAGCGGCGGCGGCGCCCAGCCGUGCAGUUUCACCAGCGUCUCUGGGUUUCACCUUCCUCAACUCUUCAAGCUUUUUCGUAAGGGCCGGCGACUCUGAUUGGCCACUGUUGCCAUUGUCGAAUGUCUCCUCCAGCCAGCCACCGAACAAGGCGAAUUCACCCUUUCCGUUCGGCUACUUUCGGCAUUUUCCGUUCUUUGGGCGUGGUUUCCCAGCGUCACUUUCUAGUUGGUUUCUCAGGCUGAUCGGCUUUUUCCGGGAGGAGCCGCAAACAAACGACGUCCGUGAUUGGCUCCGUUCGGGCUUCGGCUCCCAGCCGAAGCGGGCGAGCGUUGGGCUCGGCCGGCGAUUCCCAGACGCCUGUUACGCGGGCGGCGGGGCGCUGGGCGGUGUAAGGCUGGGUGGGGGAGGAAGGAGGAGGACAAGUAGGAGGGGGGAGGAGGAGUGGGGAAGUGCAAGGCGGCUGCGCAGACAGCGCUCCUCACACAGAGCAGCCCCUGACCCGGGCGAAUGCGGGCUUGUGCCGCCGCCGCCGCCGCCGCCCGGGCCAAGUGACAAAGGAAGGAAGGAAGCGAGGAGGAGCCGGCCCCGCAGCCGCUGACAGGGCUCUGGGCUGGGGCAAAGCGCGGACACUUCCUGAGCGGGCACCUAGCAGAGCCGAGGGGCGGGAGGGCGGCCGAGCUGUUGCCGCGGACGGGGGAGGGGGCCCCGAGGGACGGAAGCGGUUGCCGGGUUCCCAUGUCCCUGGCGUAUGGGGAGCAGUCGAGGAGCCGCUGCCUGGGGUCUGAAGGGAGCUGCCUCCGCCACCGCCGCCGCCAUGGCCGCUGGAUCCAGCCGCCGCCUGCAGCUGCUCCUGGCGCAAUGAGGAGAGGAGCCGCCGCCACCGCCACCGCCCGCCUCUGACUGACUCGCGACUCCGCCGCCCUCUAGUUCGCCGGGCCCCCGCCGUCAGCCCGCCGGAUCCCGCGGCUGCCGGAGCUGCAGCGUUUCCCGUCGCAUCUCCGAGCCACCCCCUCCCUCCCUCUCCCUCCCUCCUACCCAUCCCCCUUUCUCUUCAAGCGUGAGACUCGUGAUCCUUCCGCGGCUUCCCUUCUUCAUUGACUCGGAAAAAAAAUCCCCGAGGAAAAUAUAAUAUUCGAAGUACUCAUUUUCAAUCAAGUAUUUGCCCCCGUUUCACGUGAUACAUAUUUUUUUAGGAUUUGCCCCCUCUUUUCUCUCCUCCCAGGAAAGGGAGGGGAAAGAAUUGUAUUUUUUCCCAAGCCCUAAAUCAUCUAUAUGUUAAAUAUCCGUGCCGAUCUGUCUUGAAGGAGAAAUACAUCGCUUGUUUUGUGUUUUAUAGUAUACAAAAGGAGUGAAAAGCCAAGAGGACGAAGUCUUUUUCUUUUUCUUCUGUGGGAGAACUUAAUGCUGCAUUUAUCGUUAACCUAACACCCCAACAUAAAGACAAAAGGAAGAAAAGGAGGAAGGAAGGAAAAGGUGAUUCGCGAAGAGAGUGAUCAUGUCAGGGCGGCCCAGAACCACCUCCUUUGCGGAGAGCUGCAAGCCGGUGCAGCAGCCUUCAGCUUUUGGCAGCAUGAAAGUUAGCAGAGACAAGGACGGCAGCAAGGUGACAACAGUGGUGGCAACUCCUGGGCAGGGUCCAGACAGGCCACAAGAAGUCAGCUAUACAGACACUAAAGUGAUUGGAAAUGGAUCAUUUGGUGUGGUAUAUCAAGCCAAACUUUGUGAUUCAGGAGAACUGGUCGCCAUCAAGAAAGUAUUGCAGGACAAGAGAUUUAAGAAUCGAGAGCUCCAGAUCAUGAGAAAGCUAGAUCACUGUAACAUAGUCAGAUUGCGUUAUUUCUUCUACUCCAGUGGUGAGAAGAAAGAUGAGGUCUAUCUUAAUCUGGUGCUGGACUAUGUUCCGGAAACAGUAUACAGAGUUGCCAGACACUAUAGUCGAGCCAAACAGACGCUCCCUGUGAUUUAUGUCAAGUUGUAUAUGUAUCAGCUGUUCCGAAGUUUAGCCUAUAUCCAUUCCUUUGGAAUCUGCCAUCGGGAUAUUAAACCGCAGAACCUCUUGUUGGAUCCUGAUACUGCUGUAUUAAAACUCUGUGACUUUGGAAGUGCAAAGCAGCUGGUCCGAGGAGAACCCAAUGUUUCGUAUAUCUGUUCUCGGUACUAUAGGGCACCAGAGUUGAUCUUUGGAGCCACUGAUUAUACCUCUAGUAUAGAUGUAUGGUCUGCUGGCUGUGUGUUGGCUGAGCUGUUACUAGGACAACCAAUAUUUCCAGGGGAUAGUGGUGUGGAUCAGUUGGUAGAAAUAAUCAAGGUCCUGGGAACUCCAACAAGGGAGCAAAUCAGAGAAAUGAACCCAAACUACACAGAAUUUAAAUUCCCUCAAAUUAAGGCACAUCCUUGGACUAAGGAUUCGUCAGGAACAGGACAUUUCACCUCAGGAGUGCGGGUCUUCCGACCCCGAACUCCACCAGAGGCAAUUGCACUGUGUAGCCGUCUGCUGGAGUAUACCCCAACUGCCCGACUAACACCACUGGAAGCUUGUGCACAUUCAUUUUUUGAUGAAUUACGGGACCCAAAUGUCAAACUACCAAAUGGGCGAGACACACCUGCACUCUUCAACUUCACCACUCAAGAACUGUCAAGUAAUCCACCUCUGGCUACCAUCCUUAUUCCUCCUCAUGCUCGGAUUCAAGCAGCUGCUUCAACCCCCACAAAUGCCACAGCAGCCUCAGAUGCUAAUACUGGAGACCGUGGACAGACCAAUAAUGCUGCUUCUGCAUCAGCUUCCAACUCCACCUGAACAGUCCCGAGCAGCCAGCUGCACAGGAAAAACCACCAGUUACUUGAGUGUCACUCAGCAACACUGGUCACGUUUGGAAAGAAUAUUAAAAAGAGAAAAAAAACCUGUUCAUUUUAGUGUUCAAUUUUUUUAUUAUUAUUGUUGUUCUUAUUUAACCUUGUAAAAUAUCUAUAAAUACAAACCAAUUUCAUUGUAUUCUCACUUUGAGGGAGAUCCAGGGGGUGGGAGGGGUUGUGGGGAGGGGGAAAGCGGAGCACUAGAACACACAAUCUCUCUCCCACGACAAUCUUUUUUUAUUAAAAGUCUGCUGUUGUAUACUUUAAAAACAGGACUCCUGCCUCAUGCCCCUUCCACAAAAGAAGAAAACCUUUUUCUGUGCUGAUGGGUUUUUUUUGAACUUUGUUUUCUUUUAAAGUCUAGUGCGAGACUUUGGUAUAGUGCACAGCUUGAAAUUGGUUGGGAGCUUAGCAGGUAUAACUCAACGGGGACUUAAAUGUCACUUGUAAAAUUAAUCCAUAUCUUCGGGUAUUUAUAGACUUGCCUUUGGCAUGUUGGUGGCAGGUGUGGCAGACAAAGAAAUGUGUAUCAUUCGUAACCCAGGGAGGUCAAUAAAGUUUAGAACUCUACAGGGAAGAUUCUUAGUAGAUUUGUUAAGGUUUUGUUUUGCUCUCAGUUAGUGCUAGUGAUGUAGAGGCUUGUACAGGAGGCUGCCAGAGGGGAAGCAGCAAGCAAGACUCAGGCACACAUGCUCUACAGGUGGCUCUUUGUUUGCCUGACCAAAGUUCUUUGCAAAUCUUAGCACAGUUUCAAACUAGUGACGUGGGAGGAGAUGGAAGGGGUGUUGAGCAGGCCGAGCUAGCUGCUGAGGUCAAAGGCUGAUGAGCCCAGAGGAAGGGGACAGGUCAGGGAUACAUCUCACCACUGUGAAUAAGUUUGUCCAGAUUUUUUUCUAAAGUUACUUCCCUUGGAAAGAUACACUUGAGAGGACAUUGUAGUUAAAUAAUGUGAACUGUAACAGUCGUCUACUGGUUUAUUUUUCAUAUUUUUUAAUUGAAAAUUGAGCUUGCAGAAAUAGCCACAUUCUACACAUAGUUCUAAUUUUAAAUCCAAAUCUAGAAUCUGUAUUUAAUUUGUUUUUUAACCUCAUGCUUUUUACAUUUAUUUAUUGAUGCAUGUCAGAUGGUAGAAAUAUUAAAAACUACACAUCAGAAUGAUACAGUCACUUAUACCUGCUGACUUUAUAGGAAAGCUGAUGAUAUAAAUGUGUGUAUAUACGUUAUAUAUACAUAUAUUCAAUACUGCCUUUUUUUUGUCUACAGUAUCAAAAUUGACUGGUUGAAGCAUGAGAAGAAUGUUUCCCCCACACCCAGUUAAGAGUUUUUGUGUCUGUUUUCUUUGUGUAUCAGUGAACGAUGUUAAGAAUCAGUCUCUCUUUUUGAAGAAAAAGCAAUAUUCCUUGGAAAGCAAGGAGAAUUGAAGGACUAUGUUUGCUGUGAGGAAAUAGAUUUUCAUGACUAGUUUGUUUUAUACUUUUAAGGUUGGCAUCUAUGUGGGCCUUAUAUACUCUAAAAUGAACUUUAGUCACCUUGGUGCUUAUGGGCCAUUACUUGACCUAUGAAUCUUUAAGGCACAAUCAGUUGUACUUUACAUUUAAAGAUCACUUCAGUGAUGGCCGCCUUUCCCUCCUACCCGCUCCUUCCCCACAUGCCUUCCAAGGUUAGCUGGUAACUGUAGGGCUGCAGAGCUGAGCCCUUGGUUGUGUGUAACUUGCCCUCACCCUCCUCAUUGCCACCUUAGGUCACUUUAUGGGUCUCGUCCUCCAGAGGGUUCGGAAGUGGAGUCUGUUGGCAGCCCUCCUGCAGGCCCUAGCACCCUGUCCUGCUCCUUAACUGUGUGUGUGACUCUCCAAGAGAGUUGUCCUGCCUGCUGAAGUGAACCAGUACCCAGAAAGACAACUGUGAGCCAUCUUGGUUUUCACUCGCUGUUUAGCUGAGGUCUUGGGCCACAAAAGGGGUUUCACAAACCUCUGGAUAUAUCAGAGUUCAUGAGAAAGGAAACGUGCUCAGUCAAACCAAAUCAAACAAAUUGAAUUUUAUAUUUUAUAAAGUGCUUCUGAAAGCUAAGAUUUGAAAGAAGUCUGAAAUCAAAGUAUUUAGCAGCAUAACUCCUUAAAGGUAGUGGCGUUGAUAGACCAUUUUCCGACAGAAUUUAUAAAGAAUCUGGAAAGGCAGGUCUGUGAUAGAGAAAUGGACCUGCAUUCAGAUCCAACUGCCCAGCAAGCGUUUGGAUGCAGACACUGCUCUGGACGUGGUAUACUCCCCAGAGUCCAUAAAAAUCAGUGCUUAUUUUAGGAAACAGGUUGCCCCCCACAACUGGGGUAAAAGAAGAGAGAAAAGUCACGCUUUUCUCUCAUUUCAUUGUGUGUGCAUGUGUGUGUGUGUGUGUGUGUGUGUGUGUGUGUGUGUGGGCUGAGAUGUGUGAUUUUUCUUUCUCAAGGAUCAUGGUGGGAUCACAGAACUCUUUUAUACAAGUGAGAUCCAGGUCUCUGAAUAUCUUUUUGUAUAUAAUAAUAAUAAUAAGCUCCUCACCAAAUUCAAGCUUGUACAUUAUAUUUUCUUUCUGUGUUUUUAAAUUUAAGUUUUAUUGUUUUGUAUGUAAAUAUGUGGACCCAGGAACUGUUAUUAAUGAGCAAAAAGUUACUGUUCAGGGCAGUGAUUCUGUUUAAUAAUCAGACAAAAUGUAGACGAGCUUUUUAAAGCCAUAUAGUUUUAACUCUGUACAGUAGGUACCGGCCUGUAUUAUUGUAACAAUAACUCUAGCAAUGUAUAGUGUAUCUAUAUAGUUUGGAGUGCCUUCGCUUCCAUGUGUUUUUUUUUUAAAUUUGUUCUUUUUUAAAUUUUAAUUGGUUUCCUUUAUCCAUGUCUCCCUGUCCACCCCCUUUCCCUUUGAAAUAAUAACUCACUCAUAACAGUAUCUUUGCCCCUUCCACAGUUAAGUUUCAGUGAUACCAUACUCAGGAGUGGGAAGAGGAAAUCAUAUUCGUAAUUUCAUUUUGUUGAAGCCCUGCCUUUGUUUUGGUUCUGAAUGUCUUUCCUCCUCGGUAGCAGUGACCGGUUUCAUUUCAUACUUAGUCCAUUCAGGGACUUAGUGUAGUACCAGGGAGCCCUAGAGCUGGAGGAUAUCGAAUAGAUUAAAUUUUGCUCGUCUCUUCCACAAGCCCUAACCGUGGGUCUUAAAAACAGCAGAUUCUGGGAGCCUUCCAUGCUCUCUCUCUCUCCUGUUUUAUCUACUUCCCUCCCAAAUGAGAGAGUGAGAGAGAAUUGGUUUUUUAUAAAUCGAAGUUUCUUAAUAGUAUCAGGUUUUGAUACGUCAGUGGUCUAAAAUGCUAUAGUGCAAUUACUAGCAGUUACUGCACGGAGUGCCACCGUGCCAAUAGAGGACUGUUGUUUUAACAAGGGAACUCUUAGCCCAUUUCCUCCCUCCCGCCAUCUCUACCCUUGCUCAAUGAAAUAUCAUUUUAAUUUCUUUUAAAAAAAUCAGUUUAAUUCUUACUGUGUGCCCAACACGAAGGCCUUUUUUGAAAGAAAAAUAGAAUGUUUUGCCUCAAAAUAGUCCAUAUAAAAUGUCUUGAAUAGAAGAAAAAACUUUACCAAACCAAAGGUUACUAUUUUUGAAACAUCGUGUGUUCAUUCCAGCAAGGCAGAAGACUGCACCUUCUUUCCAGUGACAUGCUGUGUCAUUUUUUUUAAGUCCUCUUAAUUUUUAGACACAUUUUUGGUUUAUGUUUUAACAAUGUAUGCCUAACCAGUCAUCUUGUCUGCACCAAUGCAAAGGUUUCUGAGAGGAGUAUUCUCUAUCCCUGUGGAUAUAAAGACACUGGCAUUUCAUCUAUUUUUCUCUUUCCUUUUUAAAGGAUUUAACUUUGGAAUCUUCCAAAGGAAGUUUGGCCAAUGCCAGAUCCCCAGGAAUUUGGGGGGUUUUCUUUCUUUUCAACUGAAAUUGUAUCUGAUUCCUACUGUUCAUGUUAGUGAUCAUCUAAUCACAGAGCCAAACACUUUUCUCCCCUGUGUGGAAAAGUAGGUAUGCUUUACAAUAAAAUCUGUCUUUUCUGGUAGAAACCUGAGCCACUGAAAAUAAAAGAGACAACUAGAAGCACAGUAGAGUCCCAGACUGAGAUCUACCUUUGAGAGGCUUUGAAAGUAAUCCCUGGGGUUUGGAUUAUUUUCACAAGGGUUAUGCCGUUUUAUUCAAGUUUGUUGCUCCGUUUUGCACCUCUGCAAUAAAAGCAAAAUGACAACCAGUACAUAAGGGGUUAGCUUGACAAAGUAGACUUCCUUGUGUUAAUUUUUAAGUUUUUUUUCCUUAACUAUAUCUGUCUACAGGCAGAUACAGAUAGUUGUAUGAAAAUCUGCUUGCCUGUAAAAUUUGCAUUUAUAAAUGUGUUGCCGAUGGAUCACUUGGGCCUGUACACAUACCAAUUAGCGUGACCACUUCCAUCUUAAAAACAAACCUAAAAAACAAAAUUUAUUAUAUAUAUAUAUAUAUAUAUAUAAAGGACUGUGGGUUGUAUACAAACUAUUGCAAACACUUGUGCAAAUCUGUCUUGAUAUAAAGGAAAAGCAAAAUCUGUAUAACAUUAUUACUACUUGAAUGCCUCUGUGACUGAUUUUUUUUUUCAUUUUAAAUAUAAACUUUUUUGUGAGAAGUAUGCUCAAUGUUUUUUUUCCCUUUCCCCAUUCCCUUGUAAAUACAUUUUGUUCUAUGUGACUUGGUUUGGAAAUAGUUAACUGGUACUGUAAUUUGCAUUAAAUAAAAAGUAGGUUAGCCUGGAAAUGAAAUUAAAAUUCACAAGUGUGUGGUCUUUAUUUCAGUACCCAACCCUCUUCCUUCACCCUACUAUUUUGCCGCUGCAAUAUGUAGUCACAUCACCAUUUCCAUUCCUCUUAAUUAGGGAAACAUUAAUCUUUGUUAUACAGAACAAGAUAUGAAUACCACUUCUUAUUCUUUCCAAUGAUUUUAUUCCAUUGUGUAGCCCCAAGAGGUGCAGCUUCCACCUUGGAAACCUUUGGAUUUGAUGUAGACGAAGCUUUGCAGACACUGCUUAGAAAAGAAAGAAAAUAACUCUGAAAGGGACAGUUUUUAAAUGUGUAUAAGCUGCUGUCUUUGAUUACCGUGUUCAUGAUUUGGUGUGGCUGUAUUUUCUUUUAACUUUCAUCCUAUUAGUAAUGGUCUUUGGGGGUCUCUGUAAAAUAUAUGGACACCACGAACAGUGGGGCUGUACCUCCCAGGUAACCAACACAUGUUGUGUUUGAGUCUGCUCAUUUCCAAUACUGGAUGAUGUAUGUAAACAUGUUAUGUCUCUUAGUGCAAAAAGAAACAUCAUUUUUUUAGGGCUGGCUCACUCUGUCAGGCCUAAUCUAAAGGCUAGAUAUAAGGUCAUGUGACUGCUGCUUCAAUAAAAACAAAUUUAUAUUCGAUAAA